AUGGUUGCCGAUGAAAAUGGCAAGAGCGUCGAAAGUCAAGUCCGCACAAGUUCAAGCAUGUUCCUUCAGCUGUCUCAGGAUGAAAUUGUUUCUCGCAUUGAGACGAAGAUUGCUGCAUGGACUUUUCUCCCACAAGGUAUUUUUGUACUGCCCAAUUACGCUCAGUUGAUUAUCAUUUUCGUCAUGAACUUCUUAUCAUUGUUGUUGAAUCUAUUAUAUCUAGAGAAUGGGGAGGCUAUGCAGAUUCUACGUUACGAGCUCGGCCAAAAGUACGAACCCCAUUUCGAUUUUUUUCAUGACGAGAACAACUUAAAAUUAGGGGGUCACCGGGUGGCUACUGUUCUUAUGUACUUGUCGAACGUGGAGAAAGGUGGCGAGACAGUUUUCCCUAAGUCGGAGGCAAAAGAUAGGCAGCCUAAGGGUGAUGACUGGUCUGAUU
Molecule: messenger RNA, 439 nt
Organism: Striga hermonthica
Lineage: Eukaryota; Viridiplantae; Streptophyta; Magnoliopsida; Lamiales; Orobanchaceae
Source: the annotation of a GenBank genome assembly